AUGUCCCUACAAGUGCUCAAUCCCCUACCCAGCCCCCGCUGCAGUCCUAGCAACCGAUAUGAAUGCUGCUGCUCCUCCACCGAAUCGGCAGGGUCGGAGCACCUCGGCUCCGCCUCAGAAAGUCCGUCCAUCUCAAGGCGACAAGAGACCACCUAUUUUCCUACCGCCGUUGCUAUCUCAACCACCGCCUCUGUCACUGCUGCUCCCAUUGCCAACCAAUCCAGGCGAGUGCGAUUUCGACCGCCUCCCACAAACACCACCACCACCACCACAGCGGCGACGGCGCCAGAGGAUUGCUCCUGUAAAGAGGAAAAGAAAGAGGUUAGCGUGAGUGUAGCUGUAAAGAGAUUUUUUCGAAAAUUCAGUGAAUUGUGUGAAGAUUUGAAGCCGGGCGUGGAAUGA
Echinococcus granulosus is the source of this 402-nucleotide messenger RNA. RefSeq lists its product as hypothetical. The transcript has a single exon. Lineage: Eukaryota; Metazoa; Platyhelminthes; Cestoda; Cyclophyllidea; Taeniidae. The record is from RefSeq and is a predicted model, not a curated record. Bases 1 to 402 code for a protein of 133 amino acids.